Messenger RNA from Angiostrongylus costaricensis, 570 nucleotides. NCBI's taxonomy places the organism in Eukaryota, Metazoa, Nematoda, Chromadorea, Rhabditida, Metastrongylidae. The record is from the annotation of a GenBank genome assembly.
AUGGACAAAGUAUUGCUCAAAUAUACCGAAUACAAUGAGCCACAUGAAAGUCGCACGAAUUCCGAUAUUAUGGAGGCGCUGCAACGGAAGGAGUCGAAGCAUGGUGGUGGUGGCGACUCUGACGACGAUAGCCCAGGUCCGUCAACACCAUUGAACGGUCACGCGACCGCAACACAAAGUGUCGAACAACCAACGUCCGUCGCUCAACAACCACCAGCUGCCGCCAUUCAUCCGCUGUACACGAAUUUGUUCCUGCACCCGCACUAUCGCCCUCGUCCCGAACCCACCAAGCAUAUCGACUUUCCGACGACCAGUUCAUUUUCGUACGAAACGUCUGGCAUUAAUAAUGCACAGUCGUUGCAACCGCAUCCGUUGGCAGCGGCAGAUGCCGACUGCGAGUUAGUUGCGCCAGGUUCCACAGCCGAUCAAACGAUGUGGGCAGCUGCAUUGCAGCAUAAACCAUCUCCACAGCAACAACCACCGUAUGUGAAGUUGGAGCCGCAUAGUCCGCCGGAAAAACGGGCGCGCAUCGCACCAACAGCUGACUGGCGGCCGCAACAGCUCACCUAA